Molecule: messenger RNA, 1414 nt
Organism: Rhineura floridana
Lineage: Eukaryota; Metazoa; Chordata; Lepidosauria; Squamata; Rhineuridae
Gene: FAIM
Product: Fas apoptotic inhibitory molecule
Exons: 6
Coding region: 460-1131 (223 amino acids)
Biological process (GO): canonical NF-kappaB signal transduction; negative regulation of extrinsic apoptotic signaling pathway via death domain receptors; positive regulation of neurogenesis
Source: RefSeq, a predicted model, not a curated record
CAAAACUCAGGCAGCUCAAAAGAAGACCGCGUGUGAUCCUAUGCAGGUUUUCUCGGAGACAAAUCCUGUUGUGUUCAAUGGGUUGUUGUCCCUCCCACGCUCGAGAAAUGUGCACAGAACUGCAGCCUUGCCCUUGGGGGAAAGUCUCAUUGAACACAGCGGAGCACUGAAAAAAGAAUGGACAGAAUGGCACCCCUUAAAGGAAGAAAAGUAGUGGCGCGGGAGCAUCGAAGCGAAUGAGCAGGAAAUUUGGGAGGCUGCGGAGAAACAUUGUGGUAGGGAAGCGAGAGGCCGAGGCGUUUCCAGAGGUGGUGCUAAAGAGAAGGCAGCGCUGAAGGAGAGAAGCUCCGCUACGGGGGGGUGUGGUGUGAAUAGAGGAGUGAUGAAAGUCGUAGCCGGGUGACGGACGGAAAAAAGCAGGCCAGCCCAGAUUUUAUUGUCUGUCUUGCACAGCUGAUUAUGACAUCACUAGUCUAUUUCAUCAGAACUCAUCAGUCUACAGGUGUUGAGAUUCUUGCUUGCUUCCCUGCCUUGCUUGCCUAUCACCAUUGUCCUGUGGCAGCUCCCAGAUCUCAUUACAACUACCUGGACAAAAUGGCAGACCUAGUGGCUAUCUGGGAAGUGGGUUUAAGUGAUGGUGUUCACAAAAUUGAAUUUGAGCAUGGGACCACCUCAGGAAAACGCAUUGUGUAUGUGGAUGGAAAGGAAGUAAUGAGAAAAGAGUGGAUGUUCAAAUUAGUGGGAAAAGAGACAUUUACUGUUGGAGCAGCCAAAACAAAGGCUACUAUUAACAUUGAUGCAGUUAGCGGCUUUGCGUAUGAAUAUACAUUGGAAAUCAACGGCAAGAGCCUCACAAAAUACAUGGAGAACAGGUCAAAAACAACUAACACUUGGGUACUACAUUUGGAUGGUACAGAUUUUAGGGUUGUAUUAGAAAAAGACACGAUGGAUGUCUGGUGCAAUGGUAAAAAAGUGGAAACAGCGGGAGAAUUUGUAGAAGAUGGGACAGAAACACAUUUCAGUAUUGGAAAGCAUAACUGUUGCAUUAAAGCUAUCAGUAGUGGGAAAAGAAGAGAAGGAAUUCUACAUAUGCUUAUCGUAGACGAUGAAGAAAUCACAGCACCUUUAUAAUACUUUGUUAUUCUGACUCUUGCAGAUACAAAGAUCAGGGAUUUUCAAUUGUUGUGGUCAUUGACAACUUUAAUAUAUACUUCAUGGUACAUUUAGUUUGUGCUGUUUUUAUUUUCUAGCUGCUGUAUAUGAAAUUUAUUGAAGGACCAGAUGAGAAUAUAAAGUGUGGGGUUUUUUUUGUAAAACAUUGUAUAUAUUAGGACACUAAAGGGGAACUUUGACCAAUGUAGAAAUUGUUUACAUGGAAGGUUUUAAUAAAUGAAGAAUAAAAUAGUGAAAUUUG